AUGGCCAGCACAAAGAAAAUAAAGUACGGGGACGCCGGGCGCCCGGAGGGUUCUGGGAAGCGCCUUAACUCCUCCCCCCGCUCCCGCUCCUUCCUUUCCGUCCCUGUCGCUGCUGAGGUCGCACGUGCGAGGCCUGCCUGCCACCACCGCCAAGAUGCGUUAUGUCGCUCCUAUCUCCUGGCCGCCCUUGGGGGCAAUUCCUCCCCCAGCGCCAAGGACAUCAAGAAGAUCCUGGACAGCGUGGGCAUCGAGGCCUACGACGACCGGCUCAACAAGAUCAUCAGUGAGCUAAGGGGGAAGAACAUUGAAGACGUCAUUGCCCAGGGUAUUGGUAAACUUGCCAGCAUGCCUGCUGGUGGUGCUGUGGCCUUCUCCGCAGCCCCUGGCUCUGCCCUAGCUGCAGCAGAGGAGAAGAAAGAAGAGAAGAAGGAGGAGUCUGAGGAGUCAGAUGAUGACAUGGGCUUUGGCUUGUUCAACUGA
Messenger RNA from Elephantulus edwardii (Cape elephant shrew), 480 nucleotides. Its product is annotated as 60S acidic ribosomal protein P2-like. The coding region runs from base 1 to 480 and encodes 159 amino acids. NCBI's taxonomy places the organism in Eukaryota, Metazoa, Chordata, Mammalia, Macroscelidea, Macroscelididae. Gene Ontology annotation, molecular function: structural constituent of ribosome. The transcript is spliced from 2 exons. The record is from RefSeq and is a predicted model, not a curated record. Gene Ontology annotation, cellular component: cytosolic large ribosomal subunit; ribosome. Gene Ontology annotation, biological process: cytoplasmic translational elongation.